UAUGGAUAACUAAUAUAAGAUCAUAAAAUUUAAAUGUUGAAUUGUAUUUCAUAUACGAUUUAUUUGUUAGAAAUUGAUUGAGCAACUGAACAAUAAAUUAUUCAUUUAUUUAUUGGUAGUCAUGGAGUUAUUGCAUUAAGUCCCGAGGAGUCACGAAUUCAGGUAAAAGUUUUAUCUCGGCAUAGACCGUUCACCUGUGUUAAACGUCUAUUAGGUAGAAAGAUCAAUGGUUAAACAAUUGGAUUGAUAUAUCAAAAAUCAUUUGUUCGAUAAAUUCGGAACUUAGUUCAUAAGAAAAGAUAUAUACUAGUUCAGAGAAUCAAAUGUUAUGAAAUAAGUUGUUUUUCAACAAUUAACUAAGAUUUAUUAGUUUAUAAUGGAACAUGAAUGAUCUGUGUGCACAAGAAACAGGAUGUAAAAUAUUCAAGGAAACCUAAAUGCAUUGUCAGUAUGGUCUUGGCACAUUGUGAAGAUUCCAUAUAUAAAGAAAAAGAUCUUGAUGAAGAUUUGGAUUACGAAGACGAAGAUUUCAGAUCACCAUGAUUAUUACACAUCUAGAAUUAUAUCUGAUUCAGAAGGCGCCUACUGGAAUGAGUUGGAAAAUCACACAAGACAUAUACUAUCAAAUGACCAUCGUCGCAAAUAUUCGUUAAAAAGGAUUUCAUUUAAUUUUCCUUUCUAUGGACGUCCAAUUAAUACAUUUGCAAUUACCACACAAGGAUUUCUUUAUAUGAGUACUUUCACUCACCCGCAGUUAAACUGGGCGUUUACCCAUCAUAUUGCACCGUUAAUGGGUAACUUUGAUACCAUUGGAAAUGACUCACACAUUCUGUACAAAGACGAUGGACACAGUUUUGUAGUAGAGUGGCGGAAUGUUGAGCUGAAUGACCAAUCUGAGAAAGGACCUUAUACCUACCAGACGACACUGUUUAAAAAUGGUACAAUACUGUUUGCAUAUAAAUCAGUUCCCGAUACCGACAUAUCUGGUAAACUCUGGCCAGUUAAGGUUGGUGUUUCUGAUGCGUUUUACUUUGACCGUGAUUCACCAUUUGGCGGAUAUACGAGAUUUGUAGUUCGUUACCAUCUAAUAAACUUAAACGUGUCAUAUCUUGCUAACUACACUGCUAUUGUGUUAGAUCCUUUACCGACUUGUAACGAAGCAACAACAUGUGAAAACUGCACGUCUCUUAACAUUGCGUUUAAUUGUUCAUGGUGUCACGCAGCAUCAAGAUGUUCAAGUGGAAUUGAUUGGCAUCGACAAAAUUGGCGUAAUAAAAGAUGCGAUGAAAACUCUGUUGGUACACCUGAGCAGUGCCCAAUACCAACAAACAUACCCACCACUACCACAACCACAAGUAAACCAACGACACCAAUAGCCACUACUACUAAGGCCACGACUACAAUUCCGUCAAAACCAGCAUCAACGACAACAAGGCCGUCGACGUUGAAAAUCACAACAACAAAAAUAAUGUCGACUACGGCGGAGCCUCGAACCACAUCUACUUUGGGUACAGUAAGAAGUGAUGCAGUUCGCUCUAAGAAAGAUUCCAAAUCGGAAACAGCUAUUGUUGUACCACUUGUUAUUGCUUUGGUGGUUAUUUUGAUUUUAUGUGGUGCUUGGAUAAUUUACGCACGGACACAUCCAAACACAAGAUCGGGAAUAUGGCUGAUUGAGCAUUCUCCAAGAAAGAUGAAAGAGAAAUUUUCUGGAAUAUCGUUUUUCAAAGAUUCCAAAGAAGAUACUAGUACUAUUCAUUCAAAGUAUGGAGUUCAGAGCGAUAGCAGUACAUUUUGAUAACAUUGUCAAAUAUUGUUAAACAAAUUAAAAAAAGAAUUGAUUAUAUUCAAAUAUAUGUAACAUGUAUAUAAAUAAUU
Molecule: messenger RNA, 1875 nt
Organism: Mytilus trossulus (common blue mussel)
Lineage: Eukaryota; Metazoa; Mollusca; Bivalvia; Mytilida; Mytilidae
Product: plexin domain-containing protein 2-like
Exons: 13
Coding region: 500-1795 (431 amino acids)
Source: RefSeq, a predicted model, not a curated record